Molecule: messenger RNA, 3513 nt
Organism: Malania oleifera
Lineage: Eukaryota; Viridiplantae; Streptophyta; Magnoliopsida; Santalales; Ximeniaceae
Product: probable serine/threonine-protein kinase SIS8
Exons: 18
Coding region: 891-3350 (819 amino acids)
Biological process (GO): protein phosphorylation
Molecular function (GO): protein kinase activity; ATP binding
Source: RefSeq, a predicted model, not a curated record
UGAUGGGAGGAAAAUUGAAGGACAAAAAGCAGUUCACGCGGAGGAAGGUGUGUAUGUGUGGAUGUUGGUGAGCCACCCUUUCGCCAGCUGGCCUUCCGACAGCCCAGGGAAAUUGCCCCCACACGCGCCAAGCACGUGACUCCCAACUCCCUCCUUCUCUCUCUCUCUCUCUCUCUCUCUCUCUCUCACUCCCCUCAAACCCAACCUCUUCUCGCUCUAAAGCCCCCCUCCCCUCUCACCCCAUCGCUUUCUCCUUCGAUCGAUUUAUCAUUCCCCGAAUCAACUCUCUCUCUCUCUCUCUCUCUCGCGUUCUCGCUCUACUUUCUCUCUCUCUUCUGUUUUUGCUCCUUCUCGUUGUGCGAGUCUCUGAGCUUUGAUUCAGACAUGCAGCUUCGGUAUCGGGGGAGUUAGGAUUCAAAUGUUAUUGUUCGGGGGCGGAGGUGCUGGAGUGCGGAUCUGCUGGCGAGUUGAAAUGUCAUGGAAAAUUCUUGGAGGUAGGAACUAGGAAGAUCGCCGAAUUGAUUUGUAUAGCAGAAACAGUGUGGAAUAAGCAUGGCAAGAAAAACAGGAAAUGAUGAUACAUUCAUUCGGGAAUCGGGAGUCUGGAUCUUGAUAUGAAUACCGGGGCUUACAUUGUAUUUAAAAUGAUAGAUAGAGGUUGAUGAGUUGGAAAGCAGUUUUGGACAGUCUGGAUCUUGAUAUGGAAACUGGGGUUAAAUUGCAUCUAAUGUUAUGGAUGGAGGUCAUAUGGCCUCCAGCUCAAAGAAGUUGGAGCCAAAAAAUCUUGUAAGCCAAUAUGUCGUUGUCUUAUAACAAAUUCUAGAUUGAAAAAGGCUUUAAUGGGGUAGGAAGUGGGCCGAAAUGGUUUUGAAUUUUGAAUACUUAAGGAUAUGGAGGAGACGCGAGAUGAUGCAGGGCCCGCAGAACGAGGGCAUUCUAGUGCUACAUGGUGGCCUUCAGAUUUCAUGGAAAAAUUUGGAUCUGUUUCUUUAGUUUCUCAAGAAGAAACUUUGAAUAAUAAGGACUCAAAUUGUGACAUUGAGCGGGAUGUUUUGUCACCUCAGACUGCCUCACAGAUUCUCUGGAGCACUGGAAUGUUUUCUGGACCAAUACCAAAUGGUUUUUACUCUGUAAUUCCGGAGAGAAGGCUCAAGGAGCUUUAUGAUCGCAUUCCAACUUUGGAUGAGCUUUAUGCUUUGGGGAGUGAGGUUCUUAGAGCUGACAUCAUUCUUGUAGAUGCAGAGAAAGAUAAGAAGCUGACUAUGCUAAGACAACUGAUUGUGGCAUUAGUCAGAGGAUUGAGCUCAAAUCCAGCUACAAUGAUAAAAAAGAUUGCUGGAUUGGUUUCUGAUUUUUAUAAACGACCAAAUGCGGAAAGUCCAGCAAAAGCUGCACUUGAGGAAAGUGCCCAUAUGUCUGAGAAUAGAGUUGUUCAGAUGCUGGGACAAAUAAAGCAUGGUUCAUGCCGUCCCCGAGCAAUUCUAUUUAAAGUGCUUGCAGAUACUGUUGGUCUUGAAAGUAGGCUCAUGGUGGGUCUGCCUAAUGAUGGGGUUACCGAGUGCAUGGACUCAUACAGACAUAUGUCCGUCAUAGUUGUGUUGAAUUCUGUUGAACUACUUGUUGAUCUUAUGCGAUAUCCGGGCCAGCUGAUACCUCGGUCAACCAAGGCAAUUUUCAUGACUCAUAUUUCUGCUGCAGGAGAGAGUGAUUCAGCUGAAAAUGAUUCCUGUGACUCACCACUAGAGCCAAACAGUCCUCUGUAUGGGUUUUCAGAGAAAGCUGACCCUGACAGUGUUGAUAGAGAUGAUGGCCUUCAAUAUCAGCGGAAAUUGGAAGCCUCAUCAAAUAUAUCAGGUCCUGCAUUGAGGAAUAUAAUGCUGAGGCCUGGCUCCUCUAUAGACCGAAAACUGAGUUUGUCACAUAGCGAGCCUGAUAUUGCUACAGCAUUUUGGCGACGCAGUCGAAGAAAGGUCAUUGCUGAACAACGGACUGCUAGUUCAAGUCCAGAGCAUCCUUCAUUUCGAGCACGCGGACGAUCCUUGCUUAGCGGUGAUAGGAAAUCAUUUAGAGAUUAUUCUGAUGAUAUAGCCACGUCAAGGUACAGGUCAGAUGGAACGUCAGAUGCUCGUAGAAUAAGAAGAAGAAGCAUUAGUAUUACUCCAGAGAUUAGUGAUGAUAUUGUAAGGGCUGUGCGAGCAAUGAAUGAAACAUUGAAGCAAAAUCGUCUUUUGAGAGAGCAGGGUGAUGAUAGACCAUUUUCCUACUCUGCAAACGAUAGAAACAGUAAUUCAGACCUUCAAAAAAAUGUAUCUGAUUUUCAUCUCGAUCGUCAUGAUGAAAUAUCUGGUGCAAGGUCUGCUAUAUAUACCCCCAGGGAUCAAGUAAGCUCUCAAAAGGCAUUGUCAUUACCGUCUUCACCUCAUGACUUUAGGGGUCAAGCUUCUGGGAGAAGUGGAACUUCGGACCGUGUGGCAAAUGAGGAAAUGGUCUCAACAUGGAACAGAGUUUUGGAAUCACUUCUGUUUAAUGACAAGCCUUUGCUGCCUUUUCAAGAAUGGAAUAUUGAUUUCUCAGAAUUAACUGUUGGAACCCGUGUUGGGAUUGGGUUUUUUGGAGAAGUUUUCCGAGGCAUUUGGAAUGGGACAGAUGUUGCAAUUAAGGUUUUUCUGGAGCAAGAUCUGACUGCUGAAAAUAUGGAGGACUUCUGCAAUGAAAUAUCCAUCCUCAGCCGUCUUCGACACCCAAAUGUAAUUUUGUUUCUUGGUGCAUGCACCAAACCUCCACGUUUGUCAAUGGUUACUGAAUAUAUGGAGUUGGGAUCCUUAUACAAUUUGAUCCAUUUGAGCGGUCAGAAAAAGAAGCUCAGCUGGCGUAGGAGAUUGAAAAUGCUGCGUGAUAUUUGUAGGGGGUUGAUGUGCAUACACCGGAUGAAAAUAGUCCAUCGUGAUCUAAAAACAGCAAAUUGCCUCGUAAAUAAGCACUCGACAGUCAAGAUCUGUGAUUUUGGGCUCUCUAGAGUAAUGACGGACGCACCAUUGAGAGACUCAUCAUCUGCUGGAACUCCUGAAUGGAUGGCCCCUGAACUUAUACGCAAUGAACCAUUCAGUGAAAAAUGUGAUAUUUUUAGCCUUGGUGUGAUAAUGUGGGAGCUCUGCACGCUAAAUAGACCUUGGGAAGGUGUACCACAAGAGCGGGUUGUCUAUGCUGUUGCUCAUGAAGGAUCACGAUUGGACAUUCCUGAAGGUCCUUUGGGCAGGCUAAUUGCAGAUUGUUGGGCAGAACCGCAGGAACGGCCAAGCUGUGAGGAGAUACUAUCGCGCUUGCUCGACUGCGAGUACUCACUCUGCUAAUUAGAUGUGUUUGUUGUGUAUAGAAAACAUGGCAGAGGUGUUAAAAUAUGUUACCGGCUCAAGUUGUAAACUUUGACACGAUUUUCCAUUUAUUGUACAAACAUUAUAAUUGUUCAUCUUCUAAUUCCAAUAGUACAAACUCUUCUUUCUGGGCAGCUAAAAA